AUGACAGCUGUUAUGGUAGGAAAUGCUCCUGUCUUCAUGGGUGUCGCACCAGUGUUUUCAGGAUGAUGCCAGUGAUGCUGUGUUCUGCUAAUUAGAUCAUCAAAGAAUCAGCAUCAUCACAGAGGGGUGUGUGACAUUGGGUUGGCCAAUAAUCUGUCCAAUAGAGGGCACUGUUGUUUGGAUGAGAUAUGGAGGAGGAAGUUGCUCCAGAAUGAAUUCCUUAGUUUUAAACCGAUUUUAAGUUUGGGAAAUUAUGUCACUUAGCAGAGACCAUUAUGCUGUUAGGUUGGAUGUAUUGCCACCAUUCCAAAAAAGGUAUGCCAGUCAGUAACUAGGACAUAUAACCCUAAUUGCUCCUGUAAGUCGCUCUGGUUAAGAGCGUCUGCUAAAUGACUAAAAUGUAAAUGUAAAUGUAUAUAGGGAGUCUUUUAUUGCUGAACUCUCUUGAGCAGCAGAGCGAGCCGGACCAGGCCUACUAAGAAAUGUUGAAUUGGGAAUGGGAUUUAGGCCUAAGUGUGAAAUCGUGAGUUGACCUGUUCUACCAUUUUAAGUCUUGGGUUAUUUUAUACACACCUUGAUUGAUAGCUGCUGCUGGUUUCCACAGAGCUGUGGUGGCCACUGAAUAAUAAUUUCCCCUGUCAGUUAUCUGGCAAAAUAAAGUAAAUGUUUUGUCAUGUGCUUUUCCAUUGCUUAGCUAGACCUACAAAGCAUGAUAGCUUUGACCGUAUUUGACCAUGGUCUUUUGAUUCAGGUCCAUAUUGGGUCCCUUUUGUGUAACCUAACCCUGCUUACCUAGUGAAGGUGUUGGUUACCCAGCCAACAGUGGACAGCUCACUGAAGUAUUAAUGACUUGCGUGUGUUUGUGUGUGUUCUCUCCAGAGCUGCCCCUUGUUUGUCAUGGACUCUAUUUGCUUAAUGCAUAUGUGCUGACGGAUAUAAUACAGCUACACCUAUUAUACUUAGUCACUUCCUCAUUUAAAAGGGAAGCAAAUCUAAAAAGGUGUGAAGGCACACAAUGCAAUUGACAUUAAAUCCCAGAUGGUAGAAGACAAUAAUAUGUAACACUAACAGUGAUGGUAGGUAUUGUAUUUGCUUAUUCCUUUCCUGGAGGGAAAAACAGUGUCUGAGAAGGUCCCUCCACUGUCUCCCUGUACCUCCUGGAGAAUCUGUUGUUCUGGCAUAAUGUAAGCCUUGGCUGUAGAACAACUAUUCCAAUUAUUUCAAUGGGAUCUGAAUUGGUAAUUGAGUCAGAAUGUGAUAGAAAAGCACUCUGGUGAUUCAGAGCAUGGUCCUGUGUCUCCAUCUCUGCCCUGCAGCCUGAUUGCAAGUAUAAUGUGCAGAGUGCAAGCCCCCCUCCCUCUCCCCCAUCACCGUGCUGUCUCAUGACUGCAGACAGAUGACCAGCACACUUGUAUUAUAGAGCUCUGUGUGUGUGUGUGUGUUCCACGUUUCUGUUUCACCAAUGUUUUACUCUGCUCAAUCAGAAAGUCUAACCAGGCUAAACAGUCUGUGUAGCAGAUAAAUGUAGCGGAAAACCUUGAAUUAAAAGGUUACUCACUACUUAUUCUUUAACUCCAAGUUCAGAAUAAAACCCAUUCAACCGUAGACUGAAAACCCUAACAAGCCUAAAACAUUUCUGAUCAGAAGCUUUGUUUGAUUACCCUUUAUUUUAUAGAUGUAUAAAAUGAAUGACAUUUCAAAUGCCCUUAAGACUCCUCCCCUUACCUUAGACUAUAUGUUAACUGGUUCACGAGGUCAACCAGGAGAUGAAAGUAAACUAUCAUGUGGAGGUUGUCAUUGCUCUGUCUGAUAUUCCUCUGUCUCUCCUCAGGCUAAGUACAUCUCCAUCUGCAUUGAUGAGAUCAAGCAGGAGCUCAAGCAGGACAACAUUGCUGUCAAGGCCAAUGCUGUGUGCAAGCUCACCUACGUAAGACCACAGACCAGCACCCCUCACUAAAACAGCCCUCACUGAAAUUGCCCUCACUGAAACUGCCCAUACUGAAACUACCCUCACAGUGAACAACACAGAGAUGCACAAACAGUGAUGCACAAACAAAAACACUUAAGUUAUAUAUCCUAGGCCUACUAUGUAUACUUUUACACUAGAUAGCAGCUACUUUGAACACUGCUGUACUCAGUAAAAGCUCUUUGAUAAUGCAUUUAGGUCUCACUGCCACAGGGACAGCAUAGUGGAUGUUCAAUGCCCUGACUCCAUUUGUCUCUCCCCUGGUGUGUUAACAGUUACAGAUGCUGGGCUAUGACGUCAGCUGGGCUGCAUUCAACAUCGUGGAAGUCAUGAGCUCCUCCAAAUUCACAUACAAGGUGAAAAAACUUGAAUAAUGUGCUUUAUAAUGUUGGUAUUUGAGAAUGUUCUAUUGAAGAUAUAAUUUGCCUUAGGUCAGAGGUUUAACAUAGUGCUCUCUCCUACAGAGAAUUGGUUACCUGGCAGCCUCCCAGUGCUUUCAUGAGAGCACUGAUGUCAUCAUGCUGACAACCAAUCAGAUCCGAAAGGUCAGUGUUGCUUUUUUCCUUCACACUUUUGGCCUGCCUGUCUCUGUUGAUUUAAAGACCUGCUCUGAUACCUGCUAUUUCCUUUCUCUCCCUCUUUCUCUCUUUUCCAUAUAUUUUUUUCUCUCAGGAUCUGAGCAGUCCUAACCAGUAUGACACUGGCGUGGCUCUCACUGGUCUCUCCUGCUUCGUGACCCCUGACCUGGCUCGGGACCUGGCCAAUGACAUCAUGACUCUGGUGAGUCACAUUCUCAGCCACAAGAGUUCUUUCUGCACGUUUUUGUCUGUUUCAUGCUUCUCUGACCUAUCUCUGUCUGCCCUGCAGAUGUCCCACACAAAGCCGUACAUCAGGAAGAAGGCAGUCCUGAUCAUGUACAAGGUGUUCCUGAAGUAUCCAGAGUCUCUGCGCCCUGCUUUCCCCAGGCUGAAGGAGAAACUGGAAGACCCUGACCCUGGUGAGCUAGACUACCUAGUACCUACCUGCUUCUCUGUUGGUUGGGGCCAGACAGAUUUUUUUAAUCACCUGGAAUCAUAAAUUAUGCAAUAACUAAGGAAUUGAGUGUCUUAACUGAUGGAAGCUAUUUUAAAUAAUUUGAAUGCAUUUUACCUCAUUCGUAUCCUAAUGUCCUUAAGCAUGGAUUUUGUUGAUCUAAUCUCAACACUCUCCCUGUGUGAUGCCUCUGUCCUGUAGGGGUCCAGUCAGCGGCUGUUAAUGUCAUCUGUGAGCUGGCCAGGAGAAACCCUAAGAACUACCUGUCUCUGGCUCCGCUCUUCUUCAAGCUCAUGACCUCCUCCACCAACAACUGGGUCCUGAUCAAGAUUAUCAAACUGGUGAGUGAACAGGGAGAGAGCUGUGGGAAUCAAUGUGUGUCAGUAACUGUGGAAGUAACAAAUUAUUGCCAAGUAUCACAUCAUGGAGAGGUGUUGCUCCAUUUUAGAGUGUGUGUGUGUGUUUCAGUUUGGUGCCCUCACACCCCUGGAGCCUCGCUUGGGGAAGAAGCUGAUUGAGCCCCUAACAAACCUCAUCCACAGGUAAAAAAAACACUCACAGAGAUCCAACCAAGGGGGUUUUGUUCAAUCCCUAUAACGAAAAGUUGUCUGAUGAAAGUAAUGACCUUCUGUCUAUCCCUACUGCUUUUCUUACCCUUUCUUCCUCUCUUACAGUACCUCUGCUAUGUCACUUCUAUAUGAAUGUGUCAACACUGUAAUAGCAGGUCAGUAUUCGUCUUCUCACUUGUUCUUUUUGUAGGUACAUUUUCAUUUAGUCUGUGUGCAGGGUGUAGGCAUCUCUCUUUGUGAAGCUUGUGUAUAAACUGAAGAUGUGGGCAGUGGGAACAUGCCCAGUUAUUUCUGGCUCAUAAACACUCAUAAUAAAAAGACAAUAUUCUCUUUGCCAUGUCUAUAAUCUUCAGUGUGGGCAGUUGUUUUUUUGUAUGCCUGUGACGUGCUACAGAGGAGGUUGUGUAGACUGUGGUUUGUUUUAUGUUAAGUGAAAAGCAUCACUGUGCUUUUAAGAUUUGAAGCUGGUGAUAAAUUGUUUUUGACAAGUAUGUAGAGUUGUUGUCACAGCAGGAUCUGAUUGUCGUUAUCUGUUGCAGUGUUGAUUUCCCUGUCCUCUGGGAUGCCAAAUCACAGUGCUAGUAUUCAGGUAAGUUUCAGCCUUCAUUUUCACGUCUUCUCUUGUAGCUGAUGAUGUUAACCCUUUCCACUCCAAUUUGAUGAGAAUGCAUGUUUAAACCAUGAAUCUUUUUUAAAUUCUUUGUUUUUACCAUACAAGUCUUUUUCAAAAGAUGAACACCAACAGAUCAGACAGGCUAGUGCAACUGAAUAAAUUGUGUCUGAUUUUUAUAGCUCCUAAAAUGUCUAUAUAAAUGUAUUUAAUGUACAAUGACAUCAGCUGGGAUCUACGGUCACUUUUGCCCCAAUACAGUUGCUGAGCCCAAAUGAUAAUGCUAACACUGGACCUGAACUGAUAGUAAUGUCACUUUCCCCUCUCUUCCUCCCUUCUUUCUCUCUAUCCUCAGCUCUGUGUUCAGAAACUGCGAAUCCUGAUUGAAGACUCGGACCAGAACUGUGAGCCCUCUGUCAAUGCCUGCAGUGUGUCAUUCUCUCAUUGUCUGCGUGUUUCUGAGUAGCCACCCAUCUAGCUUACGACAACCUAGAUCCCAAACUCUGGAUAACUCGACAUUUUGAUCAUGGUCCCACAUUGGGGGCUGUUUUUACAUUUCACUGCACAUAGUUGCAGUUGUGACUGUAUCAAAAGGUAGGGUUUUGUCUUCACAUCCAUUUAUACAUCUCUACUUCAUCAGGCAAUUUAGUUUUUAAAUUUUCAGUAUAUUUGAUAAGUAAUUCAUCGGUCUAACAGGUUACAGCUAACAGUAAGUUAAACCAUCUACGAUCAUUAUGUUGAUGCAGCUGGUGAUUCGAGUUAUCUGGGCCCCUUAGUAGGUUGUGUGUAGAUUAGAUAUACGUGGGCAGCUAGGUUUUGUUUUUAAUUUGAGUUCUCUUGACCGUUUCGCAAGUUGGCCUCAACUUCAACAGGCUCUUGCCCUCCCUUGCUCACAUUUGACACCACUUUAGUCUCAAACAUCAUAGUGUUUACAGGGCUUCUCCUGACCUGCUCUGAUGAAACCGAACCUGUAUCUGCAGCGACAGUACUUCACCUCAAGGUCACAUUCACACAUAUUGAUCCAUAAACCUGAUAUGCAGCUAUCUGUGUCUGAGGUAUCAACAGCCCAGAUAAUAAUUGGAUGUUAUCGAAUGCCUGAUUCAGCAAAAAAAAAUAGUGUUUCUGUUAUCGGGUUAUUGCACUAUGGCUACAUCUACCUAGGACUCAAGUUGGUGGCAAAAAACGAAACGUCCAUGUGUAUAUGUUGUCUCGUGUGAGUGUCUGUUCUCCAUCGUUUUGUGUUUGUCUUUGUCUUUGUAUUUUCCUUUCCUUUGUUUUAAUGUAAUGUUUUGUAGAGAAAGAAUCAUAUAAAUCUGUGAAAAUAUCAGGAAGUCAGUCAGACAGCAUGUUAUGUAUACUAUACUGUGUAGACAGUCAUAUUAUAAAGGCGUUCAGAAUAGUGAUAACGGCCUACAGUAAUGAGUCUAAUGUAAUCGGUGAGGUUUCAGCAGGUGAGAGGGGCUAGUGAAGACAGCCAAAGAGACAUAGAUUGUUCAAGAUAUUUUGGGUGACCAAUAGACCUCUUGUGCCCUAAGACAGGGAGGUAGGCUAUAGCCAUAAGAUAAUGUAUACUGUGGAAUGUAAAGGCAUGCUGUAUGGCUCGUAGUACAGUCUCCAUAGUGCAGAACCUCUAGUCUAGUGCGUAGGGAAGUAGAGUAGAAGGCCCAGUGUAUAGUGCCCUGGCCACUGAGUGUGUUGUCUCUGUUCAUAGUGAAGUACCUGGGCCUGCUGGCCAUGUCCAAGAUACUGAAGACUCAUCCCAAGUCUGUCCAGUCCCACAAGGACCUCAUCUUGCAGUGUCUGGACGACAAGGACGAGUCCAUCCGCCUGAGGGCUCUAGACCUGCUCUACGGCAUGGUGCGGAUAACUGUCAUGGCACAUUGUCAUCGAAAACACACUUACCCUAACCCCAUGUCUUCACCACACCUCAGUAACCGAAAAGGUUGCUGGUUCGAAUACCCGAGCUGACAAGUUGAACAAAAUCUGUCUGUGCCCUUGAGCAAGGCACUAAACCCUAAUUUGCUCCAGGGGCGCCAACCUAUUAAGUCUGACCCUGUAAAACAAUACAUUUCACUGCACCUAUCCGGUCAAUACAAAAAAUUUCGAUCUACUCAAGGGGAAAUGCCUUUAGCUUAAGAACCUCCCUGAUUCUAUUGAUAGCCUAAUGCCUCCCAGAGGGGUAUACUACCUACCUGGUUUGAGGAGUUAGCGAGGUAACUUUGGACAACUCUGAGUUCAACUCGGGAUAACCGCUAACAUAAAAUUGGCUCACCUUUUAGCUACAGUGCUAUGAAAAAGUAUUUGCCCCCUUUCUAAUUUUCUCUACUUUUGCAUAUUUGUGAUACUGAAUUAUCAGAUCUUCAACCAAAACCUAAUAUUAGAUCAAGGGAACAUAAGUGAACAAAUAACACAACAAUUACAUAUUUAUUUCAUUUAUUUCAUAAACAAAGUUAUGCAACACCCAAUUCCCCUGUGUGAAAAAGUAAUUGCCCCCUUACACUCAAUAUUCUGGUUGUGCCACCUUUAGCUGCAAUGACUCCAACCAAAUGCUUCCUGUAGUUGUUGAUCAGUCUCAAGUCGCUGUGGAGGAAUUUUGGCCCACUCUUCCAUGCAGAACUGCUUUAGCUCAGUGACGUGUGGGUUUUCAAGCAUGAACUGCUCGUUUCAAGUCCUGCCUCAACAUCUCAAUUGGGAGUAGCUCUGGACUUUGACUAGGCCAUUUGAAAACGUCCAAUUUGUUGCUUUUUAGCAAUUUUCAUGUAGACUUGAUUGUGUGUUUUGGAUCAUUGUCUUGCUGCAUGACCCAGCUGCGCUUCAGCUUCAGCUCACAGACGGAUGGUCUGACAUUCUCCUGUAGAAUUCUCUGAUACAGAGCAGAAUUCAUGGUUCCUUCUAUUAAGGCAAGUCGUCCAGGUCCUGAGGCAGCAAAGCAUCCCCAAACCAUCACACCACCACCACCAUGCUUGACCUUUGGUAUGAUGUUCUUACUGUGGAAUGCAGUGUUUGGUUUUCGCCAGGCAUAAUGGGACACAUCUCGUCCAAAAAGUUGACUCAAGUUUGCCAAAAAGCACCUGGAUGAUCAUCAAGACUCUUGGAAGAACGUUCUAUGGACAGCAUGAUUCAAAAGUAUAACUUUUUGGACGACAUGGUUCCAGUAAUGUCUGGCGAAAACCAAACUCUGCAUUCCACAGUAAGAACAUCAUACCAAAGGUCAAGCAUGGUGGUGGUGGUGUGAUGGUUUGGGGAUGCUUUGCUGCCUCAGGACCUGGACGACUUGCCUUAAUAGAAGGAACCAUGAAUUCUGCUCUGUAUCAGAGAAUUCUACAGGAGAAUGUCAGGCCAUCCGUCUGUGAGCUGAAGCUGACGCGCAGCUGGGUCAUGCAGCAAGACAAUGAUCCAAAACACACAAUCAAGUCUACAUGAAAAUAGCUAAAAAGCAACAAAUUGGAAGUUUUGGAAUGGCCUAGUCAAAGUCCAGACCUAAUCCCAAUUGAGAUGUUGUGGCAGGACUUGAAACGAGCAGUUCAUGCUUGAAAACCCACACGUCACUGAGUUAAAGCAGUUCUGCAUGGAAGAGUGGGCCAAAAUUCCUCCACAGCGACGUGAGAGACUGAUCAACAACUACAGGAAGCAUUUGGUUGGAGUCAUUGCAGCUAAAGGUGGCACAACCAGUUAUUGAGUGUAAGGGGGCAAUUACUUUUCACACAGGGGAAUUGGGUGUUGCAUAACUUUGUUUAUGAAAUAAAUAUGUAAUUGUUGUGUUAUUUGUUCACUUAUGUUCCCUUUAUCUGAUAUUAGGUUUUGGUUGAAGAUCUGGUAACAUUCAGUAUCACAAAUAUGCAAAAGUAGAGAAAAUUAGAAAGGGGGCAAAUACUUUUUCAUAGCACUGUAGGUGAAUUUCUAUGGCAACGAAUGCUUUAGAACUAACCUGCUCCGGUGAAGGCUAACUCAGGUCUAACUAAAUUUAUCCUGAAUAAAUCUAGUUAGUCUGAGCCGUAAAUUGAGGAUCAGUGAAAUCAGAUUCUCUCGCAAACAUCAUCAUCUUGCCCUUCAUUUGAGGAAGAUGACCGAUUUAAAAAAAAAAAAAAAAAAAAAAAAAUUAAAAAAAAAUUUUUAAAAAAAAAUAAAUAAAUAAAAAAAAAAAAGAAAAUAUUAUAUAUAUAUAUAUUUUAUUUUAUUUUGGUUAAAUUGUCAUAUUAAAAUACCUAUUACAUAUUUAGUAAUGACAGGAUGUAUUUGAAAGUACACGCAGAGUAAAACGUCUGACAUUCUAAAAUUAUUUUGAUAGGAAUGGGUAAAAAGGUGCUGUGUGCAUUGAUAAGCACAAAGAUGGUAUUAACUAUAUGUAAUAAAAGAAAGACGUUACUUCUAAAAGCCUAUUUCACAUCAUAGCCUGCUGAAUUUGCAAAAUAACUCUUCUUUCAUGUAAUGUGGCACUGACUCGCCCGUGGAUUAAUUGUUUCAGCAUUGUCGCAAUGAGGAGUUUGGGGUUCAACUAGCCACGUGCGACAUGUACACACAGUUACAAGCCUGCUAGAGUUAGCGGUUAACGGUUCACCAAACCCACGGUUCGGUACGUAUUGCGGUUUUGGGGUCACGGUUAAAUUAAUUACAUUAAAUGCCAUUCACAAUGUAGAGCAUUCACAAUGUUUCUGGCAUUAUCUGUUGUGCCAGGAUUGUUAUGUUGGGCCUCAAGUUUCCACUGAUGCUGCGUUUGUAACCAUGUGGGUGGUGGGAAUUUACCAGUUGUGAAAUCGUAAAUACCAAUGCAUUCAUGUGAUUUGAACUUGUUGAGAAAUGCUGAUUGACUAAUGGCCAACAAGCUGCGUCAAUCAUAAACUAAAAGUACAGCUAUCAUGCUUGUCAGUGGUCGAAAAAGUACCCAUUUGUCAUACUUCAGUAAAAGUAAAUAUACCUUAAUAGAAAAUGACUCGAGUAAAAGUGAGUCACCCAGUAAAAUACCACUUGAGUAAAAGUCUAAAAGUAUUUGGUUUUAAAUAUACUUAAGUAUCAAAAGUAAAAGUAUAAAUAAUCUCACAUUCCUUAUAUUAAGCAAACCAGAUGGCACAAUUUUCUUGUAUUUAUUUACGGAUAGCCAGGGGCACAUUCCAGUCCGCCAGAUCAAUAGGGAUGUUCACGUGAUAAGUGUGUGAAUUUGGACCAUUUUCCUGUCCUGCUUAAGCAUUCGAAAUGUUAUUAGAAAAAAUAUUUUGUAUUUUUUUGUGUGGUACUUUUACCCCUUUUUCUCCCUAAUUUCAUAAUAUCCAAUUGGUCAUGUCCCAUCGCUGCAAAUCCCCUACGGACUCGGGAGAGGUGAAGGUCGAGAGCCAAUUCAUAGAAAAUGUAAACUUUGUCUUGCUUAUAUAGAGCGGGUAAUACCUGCUUGCUGAAGUGGGUGCAAGACUGCUAGACGGAAGUUCGUAACGUGGCUCGGGCACUUUCACGAUGUGCUGAAACCCCCUAUUCUCAACCACCGAGAAUGGGCGCAUAUCCGACUGUAAAAAAUAUAGAAAGCCUACUUAUCGCGCUUGUAAUUUCUUUGGCCUGGUCAGAAUCAGCUGCCAACUUGCCAAGGGCUGCUUUAAUGCAGAGGGGGGACGAUGUUGUGUUUCUUUUGAGUUUCCGUCUUGCUCAGGUAUACUAGGGUGAUGUCGGCGUAAAUGUGUCAACAUAUUUGAGAUUUCUGCAGGCUGCUGCAUAGGCUAUUCUCAUUGAGUGUGGCGACAUACUGUUAACGUUUGAUCCCAGACUCUGUCCAUCGCCGUUGUAAUCUAAUAUUCCCAAACUGGAGACGAGGAUUAAGGAUCCUCCAAUUCUGGUUUAUCGGCCCGUAACACUCGCCAUAGUUCAGAACUAGUUUCCGGCUGCGCCUCACAAAAGGACAGUUUUGAAAUGUGCCAAUUAAGAUUUAAAUGUCGUUUACAACGUGCGCAUAGGCUCCAGUUGUUUUUAACAGAAUAGCCUGAAAUAUUUUUUCAGAUCAGAUUUACUCGAGGCAUAGGCCUACAAUGCGGUGUAGGCAUAGCCUAUAGACCUAGUGUUUUUAUUUAUUUUAUUUAAUUUUUAUGUAUUCAUUCGGGUUCACAUUGCGGACUGAAUCGAGGUCCCUGUACUGAACGGUUUGGUACGAAUAUGUGUACCGUUACACCCCUAGUUAGCGGCAGGCGGACAAGCAAUAUCCACGUCAUAGUACGUACUGGUCACAGUACAGUUUCUGAUGCCCCCAUGGCGCUGUUUCUCAUUGACUAUUUGUGUCCUCCCAGGUGUCCAAGAAGAACUUGAUGGAGAUAGUGAAGAAGCUGAUGCUGCACGUGGACAAGGCUGAGGGAACCACUUACCGAGAUGAGCUGCUCACCAAGAUCAUUGACAUCUGCAGCCAGAGCAAUUACCAGUACAUCACUAAUUUUGAAUGGUCAGUACAACUUACUGGCGGGGCCUAUAAUUGUCUCGGAUUCUUUUAGAUGCGUACUUUCAUUACACACUUUUAAACUAAUACUUUCUGUGAUCAUGAAUCUCUCUGUGUGUCUCAAGUAGCGUUGAAAGACUGAGUCAAUUCGUUGAAGUAAUGUGUCUUGGUGUAUUGUACUCUAUAGGCUGAUCUGCUCUUACUUAUAUGUAUUUUUGUAAGUUAUUUGUAAAUAGUUCACAAAGGUUUUUUUGGGAUGACCUACCAUGUAGGGGCCUACCUUCCACUCACCUGUUCUGAGGUACAUCAGUCUGACUGUCUCUGUCCUGUGUCCAUCUCUCAGGUACAUCAGUAUCCUGGUGGAGCUGACCCGUCUGGAGGGCACGCGGCACGGCCACCUCAUCGCCUCCCAGAUGCUGGACGUGGCCAUUCGGGUCAAGGCCAUCCGAGCCUUUGCUGUGGCCCAGAUGGCUACUCUGCUGGACAACGCCCACCUGCUUACCGGCAACACACAGCGCAACGGCAUCUGUGAGGUGCUCUAUGCUGCCGCCUGGAUCUGUGGAGAGUUCUCAGAGUAUGUAUUCAUAUUUAUUCCUUUUCUGCAAGAGUACACACACACACCACACUUUUUUGCGAGACUGUUUUCCACUAAAUCAAACUAGCUAACAUCAGGCCAGUUCAGCCCUAUAUCAUUGGCUUAUCUCUCAACCAGUACCAUCCUCCAUCUUCCCCCAGACACCUGGAGGAUCCCAUGGCGACCCUGGAGGCCAUGCUGCGGCCCAAGGUGGCCACCCUGCCGGGCCACAUCCAGGCCGUGUACGUGCAGAACGCUGCCAAGCUGUUUGCCACGGUGCUGCGCGGCCACGAGGGGGUGCCAGCGGACAGCACGGUGGCCCAGGAGACCAGCCAGCUGCUCAUCGACAGGCUGCCUCUGUUUGUCCAGAGUUCCAACCUGGAGGUGCAAGAGAGGGUGAGUCACACAGGGCCUCACACAGCUAACCUUAGUUAACCUCUGGGGGCUAUUGGCCGUUUGAAAGGAAAAUACCUUUUUCACUAUGCAUCUCUCUUUGACCGCCCCCCUCACUCCCCACCCUCUCCCCUCCCCAGGCUUCAUGCAUCUUGCAGUUGGUGAAGUAUAUCCAGAAGCUGCAGCAGAAGGACGUGGAGGUGGCUGAGGAGGUGACGGCUCUGUUUGCUGGGGAGCUCAACCCUGUGGCCCCCAAGGCACAGAAGAAAGUGCCUGUUCCUGAAGGGUCAGUCUGCCUGCUGCUCUCUUCUACUCACAGUGCUGUUAAAUGAAGCUUAUAGUGAUACACAACAUUACAUCUUUUUUUUUAUAGGACUACUUUAUACAGCCCAUUACACAAUUUUAGAUAUUGCAAAGUAGCUUUGUUUUUUUACAGUCUGUCUUGCAGACUACUGAAUGUCAGUCUAUGAUGAGUCAUAUAUAAAGUGCAUACACAACAUCAACAGAGACUUAGUGAUAAUAAUAAAGCACUAAACACAUCCCUAUUGAACAGUACAGCUGGUGAGAAUGUGUUAUCUUUGUUUUGCCUCCAGUCUGGACCUGGAUGCGUGGAUCAACGAGCCUCCGUCUGGGAGUGAGUCUGAAGAUGAGGGCAGGAAGUCCAAGGGCAAAGCUGUGUUUGCCAAGGAGGAGUCCAGACACACCAAGCCACGCUACACUGAGGUGGACGAGAAGGAACUGGCCAAGGUAAGAGGGAAAUGUAGAAGACGACAAUCACUGCUGUAUACAUAUUGAUAUUCAAGCUCAUCAAUUCUUUCAUCAGUUGAUCUUUUGCUGGUGUUAAAUGUUUGGUGAUGCUAAAACAAUCAGACACCGAAGACGUACACUGGUACACACCACUCAACCAUAAUAUAAACACACUAUAAUUUUCAUAUGACUGAAUUGAUGCUGUUUCUCUCUCCAGAGGAGAGAGGUAAGGAAGGCAGAGCAGGCCAACAACCCCUUCUACAUCAAGGCCUCCCCCUCCUCUCAGAAGGUACGCAGAGCAUCAUUACCCAAUCAGCAGCUAGUCUUAUGUAUUAUCCUGACUCUUGCAGAAAUGUAAUUAAUUACACAUUUGAAUAUACUUCCAUCUAAAUAUGAUAAUUUUAAUGGACUAGGAGCCUUUGUGGUAUAUGCCAUUCACAUCCCUGUGUUAUAGUUCCUGACGUGUGUGUGUGUGUGUGCAGGUGUACCAGGAUGGUGUUGGUGUGGAACACAUUCCAGUGGUGCAGAUUGACCUCAGUGUGCCUCUUAAGGUCCCAGGUCAGUUCCUCUGGCCACUAGAUUAUAAACUACCGAUUUCAAUGUACAGUGUCUGUCAGUGGUCCUGUAGACAGGACUCUGUAUCCAAACCUAACCCAUCUCCCUCUUUCUCUCUUCGCCUCUGUGUCAUAACUUAACCCCUCUACUGUACCACUUUCUCUCUCAUCUCUCUCUGUAACAAAACUUAACCACUCUUUCUCCUUCCUUCUCUCUCGCUUUCUCUCUUCCUUUCUCCCUCCCGUUUGGUUUAGGGAUGCCAAUGUCAGAUCAGUAUGUGAAGCUGGAAGAGGAGCGUCGGGAGAAAAACAAGGCAGACAAGAAGAAGAAGGACAAGAAGCAGAGGAGGGAGAAGGGCGAGAAGGGCCGCCGGAGGAGGGGGGACUCUGUCCCAGAGAGCGAGGAGGACAUCACCCCUGCACACAUGGUGGACAUCGUCACUGAGGAGAUGCCAGAGGUAGGGGCUUACACAUGGUGUUCAGAGUAGAGGUCUUCACGGAUCCAAAAGUUGACCUGUUCCGAAAUUGACCUUGGGCCUUCCUACCCGGACUCGAAAAGCAUAAAUUAAUUUGUUUAAUAUAGAGACCCGUUCCGUAUAGAUCUGGUCAGACCCGGUCCGAUCCGAGUGAUGGAAGCUGCAGAAAAGUAGUUUUUUAAAGCUACUUUAUUAACCAAAGCUGAUAAAGCGGGAGAGGAGGGAGUGCGAGGUGCCGCUUUAGCAGGCGGGGGAGUGAGCGACUGACACGGGGAGCAGGGAGGGAGAGACAAGAGACAGAAACCAACCAACAUGCCCACUCGCACUAUAGUAGACUAAUAGCUGCCAUAGCUAGGUUAUUUAUCAUCAAAUAUGAGUACAUAGUACCUGUCUUGACUGCAUCAAACCGGAAGAAGCUAGUUAUGCUAGCUAACGUUAGCUAGCUAGGCUAAUUGAGACUGCAGUGCAUGCGCUUUCUCAUUCUACAGUUACAAAUAACAACAACUCCAUUCAGAAUAUUAAGUAGCAGCCUACCUGUUAGCUCUUGGUUGUUGUAGCCUAUCCUUCUCCUUUCUAUUCCAUCUUCCAAUGAUUAUUUAUCUCCUAACUUCUGCCACACACGGAGGCUCUAUGACUGUAGCCUAUUGCCACUUUGAUGACUUAUAAUUGGCCAUCAACAACAACAAGCUACAUGCUCCACUCUGGUGAAAAGUAAAGGGCAGCAGCAUAAAUUAUAACAUUUCUCUCUCUCUACUGCAGCAGUCACGUUCGGAUCUGUACGGGCCCUUCUGGACAAGUCAGUUAAGAUUACACCUACAGAGACCCGUGACAUUCAUAUAAGAUCUGACCCAGACCCGUUAUAUUAUUUAGAUUUCCGGAUCGGGUCUCGGAUAUUCGGAUACAGGUGGAUCCGUGAAGACCUCUAGUUCAGAGCGUUUCAUAUAGGAAUGUAAGGUAAAAGAGAGCCCAAAACCUCAUGAAAGGGGCUCAGGUCAAGAAGCCAUAAUACGUUUGUGGUUAUAUUGAGUGGUAAUUCACAUUAAUUUCAUAUUAAAUGCAAGGAUAUUAUUUUGCACUGUCACUAACUCUACUCUCUUCCUGUCUCAGAAUGCCUUACCCAGUGAUGACGACGACAAAGAUCCCAACGAUCCCCACAAAGCUCUGAACAUCGACCUGGACAAGUGAGUUCACUCAUCACUGACCUCUCUGUAUUACAGAUGUCCGCUAAUGGAUUAGUAUGAAACAGCAGGCUAUAUAACCAGGCUGUGCUAUUAUAUACUCUGUGGGGGUGUAUAAUAUCUCCCUGGCACCACUGAUGAGAGAUUGGUGCUAGUGCUGCCCUGGCCCUCUCCAUCCUCACACACUCCCGCUCACUGUGCUGUGCUCUGCUCUGUGGUUAUCACCCUCUGUCUCUCUCUCUCUCAUGCGCACACACACCUCUCUGUCCCCUUGCCCGGGCAGUUUGCUGGCAGCAUCUCGCAGGUGAGUACAUUCUCAGUGUCAGGAGAGGCCCCGUCUGGGCCUGCAUACUAAACUGACUGAUCUGCUGUUCUCUCUCUCUCUCUCUCGCCUGCCCCCUCCCACUAACAGCAUUACUCUCUCUCUUCAUCUGAUUAUUUCUCUCUCUCUCCGUUUGGGCAUGACGUGACUUUACAGUUUGAAGUUUGAUCCCAGUGUUCAACAACACUAUUUUCUCCCACUCACCCCUACUCCAUUUGAAACCUUCUACAAGCUCACUUCAGAAUAUCAGCAUUCCCUCCAUACAAAACUCUGUUAUUGUGGCAGGAGCUGAAGAAAUGCGCUCUUCUCACCAAAUAAACAGAUUGAUGUGAUGAGAGUUUAUAGAUAGUUAAUAGAUUUCUCAGUGGAGCUACUGAUUUUCUGAAGUCAUAACUCAAUCACCAGUACUACUCCUGGAUGACUACUGUGCUGCUCUUUUUAUUUCAAAUCCUCACCCAAUUCAUUGGUCUUCUUCAACAUAAUGUUAAUCGCUAGUUAUUGGAUAAACCUGUUAAUGGGGGUGUCCCUCCUGACCCACCAACUGUGCCUGAGGAAUGGCUUUGAAGGUUUGUGUUUGAGAUGUCGUGCACCUGAGUGGAGUGGAUGACUUUGUCUCAACUAGCUUCCUUUCCUAAUCUCCUUUCUGUCACUGGCAUUGAUAAGUGAAAGGACUGGAUAGGUGUCCACCAUGCUGCUUUUAACCUGUCCUUUCCAGCCAGAUUAGUGGUCAUGGAGGAAAGGAGACAAGGAAAGGAGACUAGUUAAGACUAUUGAGAUGCAGCCAAUGGCUCUGGUUUGACCAGAAUCCCCAUGCACACCCAGGGCUGUGGUUUUAUCAGUGUGUCUCCUUCUCUCUGUGCUCUCAGGCCCCUGGCAGACAGCGAGAAGAAGCUGCCGGUCAGGUCACACCGUCCCGACGAGGUCCUCAAGAGCCCCAUGGAGGACGGGCAGGGGGUGGAGGUUGCUCCAGAGCCCAAGAAGAAGACCGGAAAGGAGAAGAAGGAGAAGAAGAAGACAAAGGAUAAGGACAGGAAGGUUCGGCUCCAUCUUUAUUUCUUUUAAAAAUAUUUUAUAUAUUUUUGACAUCUGUUUCCCUAGUAUUUGAGACAUUAUUGACUUGAGGAUUGUGUUUUUUGUCAUUGUAGAAGAGUAAAGAGGAGAAGAAGAAGAAAAAACACAAACAAGAGGAAGGGGAGGAUCUUAUGGGCGCUGGGUCAGAGGAGCCUAUCCAACCAGAAGAGACCAAGGGGGUGGCAGCCCCGCCUCCUGCCUCCACACCAGAGGUAUGAUGUCACAAAGGGAGGGACUACCUUUUAUACAGGGACAAUAUAUUUUUGGGCGACCCGACCAAAUUCACAUAGAAAGCAAGUCUAAGAAGAGUUAGAUCUGUUCUAUGUACACUAUUUCUAUGCUUCCCGUUUGUAAGUUUCACUUUUGCGUCUUUUACUUUCGGUUUUGUACACCAGCAUCAUACAGCUGAAAAUACAAUACUUUUGCAGAAAGAAACAAGGUCAUAAAAAUCAAACACAUUCAUCAGUAAUAAGGCCCUCAAUCAGCUUUCUGAAUUGCCCUAGAGGCACCAAAACAUCAAAUUUAAGAAAAUGUUGGAGAUUGUUCCACAAAUAAGGUGCAAGAAAACUAAAAGCUGAUUUACCUAAGAAGCUGAGAAUAAAAAUGGGCUUCUUCUAUAGAACUAGGUCAUGCCUCUCGCUAAAUAGUAGAAAGCAGGUUAUUCAGUCGACGUUCCUAACGGUCAUAGACUGUGGCGACAUCAUCUAUAUGAAUGCAGCUGCCAUUUCAUUAAUGCCAUUAGAUGUAACAGCACUUACAGUUGACCGGGGCAGCUCUAGCAGGGCAGAAAUUUGACGAAAUAACUUGUUGGAAAGGUGGCAUCCUAUGACGGUGCCACGUUGAAAGUCACUGAGCUCUUCAUUGAGGCCAUUUUACAGCCAAUGUUUGUCUAUGGAGAUUGCAUGGCGGUGUGCUCGAUUUUAUACACCUGUCAGCAAUGGGUGUGGCUGAGUUAGCCGAAGGGGUGUCCACAUACUUUUGUAUAUAUAGUGUACUUAUAAGCAGGGACACUAUCAAUAUGGGCACCAUCCAAAGUACAUAUGCUUAAAUCAUCAGUUACUUUUAUGCAUUCUAUAGAACAACAUACAGUGCCUUCAGAAAGUAUUCAUACCCCUUGACUUAUUCCACAUUUUGUUACAUCCUGAAUUCAAAAUGGAUUAAAUAGAUUUUCUUUCUCACCCAUCUACACACAAUACCCCAUAAUGACAAAGUGAACACGUUUUUAGAAAUGUUUGCAAAUGUAUUGAAAAUGAAAUACAGAAAUAUCUAAUUUACAUAAGUAUUCACACCCCUGUCAAUAAUUUGUAGAAACACCUUUGGCAGCGAUUACAGCUUAGAGCCUUUUUGCGUAAAUCUCUAAGAGCUUUGCACAACUGGAUUGUACAACAUUUGGCCAUUUAUUAUUUUCAAAAUUCUUAAAACUCUGUCAAAUUGGUUGUUGAUCACUGCUAGACAACCAUUUUCAGGUCUUGCCAUAGAUUUUCAAGUAGAUUUAAGUCAAAACUGUAACUUGGCCACUCGGGAACAUUCACUGUCUUCUUGGUAAGCAACUCCAGUGUAGAUUAGGCCUUGUGUUUUAGGUUAUUGUCCUGCUGAAGGGUGAAUUCAUCUCCCAGUGUCUGGUGGAAAGCAGACUGAACCAGGUUUUCCUCUAGGAUUUUGCCUGUGCUUAGCUCCAUUCUGUUAAUUUUUUUAUCCUGAAAACUCCCCAGUCCUUAACGAUUACAAGCUUACCCAUAACAGGAGGCAGCCACCACUAUGCUUUAAAAAAUGGAGUGGUACUCAGUAAUGUGUUGUAUUGGAUUUGCCGGAAACAUAACACUUUGUAUUCAAGACAAAAAGUUAAUUGCUUUGCCACAUUUUUUGCAGUAUUACUUUAGUGCCUUGUUGCAAACAGGAUGCAUGUUUUGCAAUAUUUAUAUUCUCCUUUUCACUCUUGUCAAUUCUGUUAGCAUUGUAGAGUAAUUACAAUGUUGUUGAUACAGUUGAAGUCGGAAGUUUACAUACACCUUAGCCAAAUACAUUUAAACUCAGUUUUUCACAAUUCCUGACAUUUAAUCCUAGUAAAAAUUCCCUGUUUUAGGUCAGUUAGGAUCACCACUUUAUUUUAAGAAUGUGAAAUGUAAUUGUAGAGAAUUAUUUAUUUCAGCUUUUAUUUCUUUCAUCACAUUCCCAGUGGGUCAGAAGUUUACAUACACUCAAUUAUUAUUUGGUAGCAUUGCCUUUAAAUUGUUGGGUCAAACGUUUCGGGUAGCCUUCCACAAGCUUCCGACAAUAAGUUGGGUGAAUUUUGGCCCGUUCCUCCUGACAGAGCUGGUGUAACUGAGUCAGGUUUGUAGGCCUCCUUGCUCGCACACGCUUUUUCAGUUCUGCCCACAAAUGUUCUAUAGGAUUGAGGUCAGGGCUUUGUGAUGGCCACUCCAAUACCUUGACUUUGUUGUCCUUAAGCCAUUUUGCCACAACUUUGGAAGUAUGCUUGGGGUCAUUGUCCAUUUGGAAGACCCAUUUGCGACCAAGCUUUAACUUCCUGACUGAUGUCUUGAGAUGUUGCUUCAAUAUAUCCACAUCAUUUUCCUUCCUCAUGAUGCCAUCUAUUUUGUGAAGUGCACCAGUCCCUCCUGCAGCAAAGCACCCCCACAGCAGGAUGCUACCACACCCGUGCUUCACGGUUGGGAUGGUGUUCUUCGGCUUGCAAGUACCCCCUUUUUCCUCCAAACAUAACGAUGGUCAUUAUGGCCAAACAGUUCUAUUUUUGUUUCAUCAGGACAUUUCUCCAAAAAGUAUGAUCUUUUUCCCCAUGUGCAGUUGCAAACCGUAGUCUGGCUUUUAUAUGGCGGUUUUGGAGCAGUGGCUUCUUCCUUGCUGAGCGGCCUUUCAGGUUAUGUCGAUAUAGGACUGAUUUUACUGUGGAUAUAGAUACUUUUGUACCUGUUUCCUCCAGCAUCUUCACAAGGUCCUUUGCUUUUGUUCUGGGAUUGAUUUGCACUUUUCGCACCAAAGUACGUUCAUCUCUAGGAGACAGAACGAGUCUCCUUCCUGAGCGGUAUGAUGGCUGCGUGGUCCCAUGGUGUUUAUACUUGCGUACUAUUGUUUGUACAGAUGAACGUGGUAUCUUCAGGCGUUUGGAAAUUGCUCCCAAGGAUGAACCAGACUUGUGGAGGUCUACACAUUUUUUUUCUGAGGUCUUGGCUGAUUUCUUUUGAUUUUCCCAUGAUGUCAAGCAAAGAGGCACUGAGUUUGAAGGUAGGACUUGAAAUACAUCCACAGGUACACCUCCAAUUGACUCAAAUGAUGUCAAUUAGCCUAUCAGAAGCUUCUAAAGCCAUGACAUUUUCUGUAAUUUUCCAAGCUGUUUAAAGGCACAGUCAACUUAGUGUAUGUACACUUUUGACCCACUGUAAUUGUGAUACAGUAAAUUAUGUGAAAUAAUCUGUCUGUAAACAAUUGUUGGAAAAAUUACUUGUCAUGCACAAAGUAGAUGUCCUAACCGACUUGCCAAAACGAUAGUUUGUUAACAAGAAAUUUGUGGAGUGGUUGAAAAACGAGUUUUAAUGACUCCAACCUAAGUGUAUGUAAACUUCCGACUUCAACUGUACAUCCUCAGUUUUGUCUUAUCACAGCCAUUAAACUCUGUAAUUGUUUUAAAUCCUUGAGAGGUUUCCUUCCUCUACUAUUUUAUUUUUAUUUUUUAUCUACCAAUAGCAACCCUUCUUUGCGAGGCAUUGGAAAACCUCCCUGGUCUUUGUGGUUGAAUCUGUGUUUGAAAUUCACUGCUCGAAUGAGGGACCUUACAGAUCAUUGUAUGUGUGGGGUACAGAGAUGAGGUAGUCAUUCAAAAAUCAUGUUAAACACUAUAAAAUAUAUAUUGAGUAUUAAAACAUACAAUCUACCUGCUUUGAAGCUGCUCAACUUUUACAUUACGUUCAGUCAUCUAGCAGACUCUCAUCCAGAGCGACCCACAGGAGCAACCAGGGUCAAGCGCCUCGCCCAAGGGCACGACGACAGAUCUUUUUCUGUAAUACAAUGAAGGCAGACUGUAGGUCAGAUAGAGCCUGGUCAACCGUGGUGGCAAUAGCAUACACAACAGUAUCAUUGGCAUGGUGCAGGUUAAUUUUUGUCAAUAUUGUUAAUGUAAACAAUAAAAAGUACAGGACCCAGAAUCGACCCCUGCAGGACACCUUUCGUUAUGCUCAGAAAACCUGAUUUAACACCAUCAGUAGAUACACAUUGAGUUUUAUCUGUCAAGUAAUUUUGAAACCAUUUACAUGCAGCCUGGUGUAGGCCAAUUGAGGAAAGCAGUGAGUUUUUCAACAGUAUCGAAGGCCUUUGACCGGGAGAGGGCAGCACAAUGUUGCCUUUUAUCCAUACAGUUAACCACAUCAUUUAUAACUAGGGAUGCAGCAGAGAUAGUGCUAUGACCUGGUCUAAAACCCGACUGAUGUACAUUUAGAAUACAUUUCAAAGAUAAGAAAGAUCUUAGCUGAGAAUGAAUAAAGGAUUCUAAUAUUUUAGCUAGGCAAGAAAGUUUAGGAAUAGGCCGAUCAUUAAUUAUUUAGUUCGUAAGGAUAACCACCUUUGAAGGGGGAGUACAUGGGCCACCUUCCAAACCUUGGGGAUAGUACCACAUAUAAUCGUCAGGUAAAAAAUAUGGGUUAAUGAUUCCACAUUUGGGGGGCAGAGAGAUCAAAUAAAAUAAAAUUGUAUUGGUCACAUGCGCCAAAUACAACAGGUGCAGACAUUACAGUGAAAUGCUUACUUACAGCCCUUAACCAACAGUGCAUUUAUUUUUAACAAAAAAAGUAAAAAUAAAACAACAAAAAAAGUGUUGAGAAAAAAAAAAGAGCAGAAGUAAAAUAAAGUAACAGUAGGGAGGCUAUAUAUACAGGGGGGUGCCGUUGCAGAGUCAAUGUGCGGGGGCACCGGCUAGUUGAGGUAGUUGAGGUAAUAUGUACAUGUGGGUAGAGUUAAAGUGACUAUGCAUAAAUAAUUAACAGAGUAGCAGCAGCGUAAAAAGGAUGGGGUGGGGGGGCAGUGCAAAAUAGUCCGGGUAGCUAUGAUUAGCUGUUCAGGAGUCUUAUGGCUUGGGGGUAGAAGCUGUUGAGAAGUCUUUUGGACCUAGACUUGGCACUCCGGUACCGCUUGCCGUGCGGUAGCAGAGAGAACAGUCUAUGACUAGGGUGGCUGUAGUCUUUGACAAUUUUGAGGGCCUUCCUCUGACACCGCCUGGUAUAGAGGUCCUGGAUGGCAGGAAGCUUGGCCCCAGUGAUGUACUGGGCCGUACGCACUACCCUCUGUAGUGCCUUGCGGUCGGAGGCCAAGCAGUUGCCAUACCAGGCGGUGAUGCAACCAGUCAGGAUGCUCUCGAUGGUGCAGCUGUAUAACUUUUUGAGGAUCUGAGGACCCAUGCCAAAUAUUUUCAGUCUCCUGAGGGGGAAUAAGCUUUGUCGUGCCCUCUUCACGACUGUCUUGGUGUGUUUGGACCAUGAUAGUUUGUUGGUGAUGUGGACACCAAGGAACUUGAAGUUCUCAACCUGUUCCACUACAGCCCCGUCGAUGAGAAUGGGGGCGUGCUCAGUCCUCUUUUUUUUUUCCUGUAGUCCACAAUCAUCUCCUUUGUCUUGGUCACGUUGAGGGAGAGGUUGUUGUCCUGGCACCACACGGCCAGGUCUCUGACCUCCUCCCUAUAGGCUGUCUCAUCGUUGUCGGUGAUCAGGCCUACCACUGUUGUGUCGUCGGCAAACUUAAUGAUGGUGUUGGAGUCGUGCCUGGCCAUGCAGUCAUGGGUGAACAGAGAGUGCAGGAGGGGACUGAGCACGCACCCCUGAGGGGCCCCCGUGUUGAGGAUCAGUGUGGCAGAUGUGUUGUUACCUACCCUUACCACCUGGGGGCGGCCCGUCAGGAAGUCCAGGAUCCAGUUGCAGAGGGAGGUGUUUAGUCCCAGGAUCCUUAGCUUAGUGAUGAGCUUUGAGGGCACUAUGGUGUUGAAUGCCGAGUUGUAGUCAAUGAAUAGCAUUCUCACGUAGAUGCAGCAAAAAUCAGCCCCAGUAUUUUUUCUUUAACAUCAAUCUUAAGCAAGGCAUCUAGCACAUCACAGGUAGUAAAUUGUUGAAAUGAAAACAAAGAUUCACUAGAAGUUGACGGGUUAUCCGUCAAGUCAGCUAGAGGCUGGCAGAGGGAAGAGCAGUUGAUUGACUGACCAGGUUCAAUUAAACCACAGUUUCUCUCAAAUAAAAAGCUUGUCAAGAUAAAAUGAUGAUUAAAAGCAUCACUUAUCCCAUUGUUCUCAGUUAUGAUGCCAGAGUCCGACAGAACUUGCUUAGGCAGGGAAGAAAAUGAAUUUGUACGCUUCAGUGCAUUUACUGUUUUCCAAAAUGUAGAAGGAUUACUAGCAGGCUCAGAGAUGGAGCUUUAAUAAUUAGCUUGAUUUAGCUUUCUUAAUCAAUAUAGUACAUCUGUUUCUCAGUUGUCUGAAAGAUUGCCAGUCCACUACAGAGUCAGUUUUCCUUGUUUUGGCCCAGGCCUGAUUUCUCAUCUGAAUGAGCUCUGAUCGCCCUGAAGAAAACCAAGGGUUAGAUCUAUCUUUGACUCUGAAUUGUUUAAAAGGGGUGUGUUUAUCGGCCAGAGGAAUGAAUAUGGAGGAUACACAUUUUCUAGAGUGAACUCUGGGAUAGGAAUACAGGAGGUAGUGGCUUAAUCAGAGUAGAACAUUUAAUGUAAAAACCCUUGAGGAUAACAUUAGAAUGAGUAUUUUGCUGUCCGGUAUCUCUAAUACAUACUAUGGGAAAAUGAUCACUGAGAUCAUAUUUAAAUAUGCCUCUAGACAAAUAUUUAUGGGGGUUAUUAGUAAGAAUUAAAUAAAUCAAUGAGGAGUUAAUCAAUGCACAAUUACAUUCUGUGUAGGGUAUUUUGUCAAUCCUGUUAUUCAUCUACAUCUAUUGUAGAAUGAGGACUGACACUAAAUAAUUUGAAACUAAACUAAGAAUUUGAUUUGAAUUAAAGAGGUCAGAUAAUUAGUCAAGCAAACACAUUUCUUUGAUCAUUUUCAUUCAUCAAACAUUGUCAUUGCUGCAUUCAAGCCCCCUCCCAUCCUAUCAGCAAUAAAGAUUAAAUCAAGUAUUGGUAUGUGUGCUAAGAUUUCAGUGCGCGUAGUCUCUCUUGAAAUACUUGAUUUAUUCAUGAAAAGAACAGUGUAAUCUCUGUAUCCAUUUUCAUGAAGAGGUAGCGCUAAAAUGUUUAACCUGUCUGCCCCCAACCCCCUCGCCCCUCCCUCCCUCCCUCCCUGUUCUAGGCUUCGGAUCUGGAUUUCUGGCUCUCAAAUGCUCCAGUGCCCUCUAACCCUCAGGUUGAGUUCCUCUCUCUCUCUUAGUCAUUCCUUGUCCUUGUUGUAAUUUGUGUUCUAACAUCACCUCUUCAUGCAUCCUCUGCUCUCGUCUGAUCCUCCUCACCAUGCGUGGUUCUUUCUUUCCUUUCUUUCUUCCAUUCACUCUUCUCUUCUUUCACACUUACAUUACUUCCUCUCUUUCACAGGUCACAUAACCCUACUCAUUCUUGGGCUGUGGUUUUCUGUUCUUUGUAAUUGUGUUUCUUAGUGUUGGUUCUCUCUGUUUUUGUUUUCCUCACUGUGUGUCUGUUUCCUGUCAGUGGUGGUCACAGUUGUUGUCAAGUUCAGGGGCCUCAGAGUGUCUGGAAUCUUGCUGACAGUUCCUGUUGAUCAAGUCAAACCACAGCAACAGUAGCACAGCUCUUCGUGUGUAUGACUACAUAUAGACAGUGUUUUUGACUACUGACUGAGUGUUUGUGACUACAUACCCUGUGCGUGUGACUGCACAUGGACGUGUGUGUGUGCAGACGACCUCUCUAGCCCAGAGCAGCUGUUAGACCAGGCGGGAGACUAAAGAGAACAGUACAGUAUUCAGUUUGAGCUCAGACUAGGUCAUAAAGUUACUUUAAAGUAUCUGUGACCCCACACUCUCUGUCCUGUGUUCAGCCCCUGCUGUAUGUGACUGUUUAAAGCAGAAUCUGAUCAUUGGCCUGUACGUUUAUUUGGGGGCUCUGCAUGUUGAGAAAAUGUAUAAGGAACAUCACACCAACCGUCUGCCCUCAGGAAAUAGGCUGUACGUCUAUCAGUCACCCAAACGUCCUGUUUGAACAUGUUUCUGUUCUUCUGUUUUUUUUGUGUGUGUUUUGAGUCUAUCGUUCCUCUAAAGCACAGAUAUCUAUCUAUCUAUCUCUUGCUGAUUUUGUAUCUUUGCCCACUGACAAAGGCAAAGGUUUAUUUGAACAGUGAGCGACAGAAUAACAACAAAAAAAUCCAGAAAAACGCAUGUCAAAAAUGUUAUAAAUUAAUUAGCAUUUUAAUGAGGGAAAUAAGUAUUUGACCCCUCUGCAAAAUAUGACUUAGUACUUGGUGGCAAAACCCUUGUUGCCAAUCACAGAGGUCAGACGUUUCUUGUAGUUGGCCACCAGGUUUGCACACAUCUCAGGAGGGAUUUUGUCCCACUCCUCUUUGCAGAUCUUCUCCAAGUCAUUAAGGUUUUGAGGCUGACGUUUGGCAACUCAAACCUUCAGCUCCCUCCACAGAUUUUCUAUGGGAUUAAGGUCUGGAGACUGGCUAGGCCACUCCAGGACCUUAAUGUGCUUCUUCUUGAGCCACUCCUUUGUUAUCUUGGCCGUGUGUUUUGGGUCAUUGUCAUGCUGGAAUACCCAUCCACGACCCAUUUUCAAUGCCCUGGCUGAGGGAAGGAGGUUCUCACACAAGAUUUGAUGGUACAUGGCCCCGUCCAUCGUUCUUUGAUGCGAUGAAGUUGUCCUGUCCCCUUAGCAGAAAAACACCCCCAAAGCAUAAUGUUUCCACCUCCGUGUUUGACGGUGGGGAUGGUGUUCUUGAGGUCAUAGGCAGCAUUCCUCCUCCUCCAAACACGGCGAGUUGAGUUGAUGCCAAAGAGCUUCAUUUUGGUCUCAUCUGACCACAACACUUUCACCCAGUUCUCCUCUGAAUCAUUCAGAUGUUCAUUGGCAAACUUCAGACGGGCAUGUAUAUGUGCUUUCUUGAGCAGGGGGACCUUGCGGGCGCUGCAGGAUUUCAGUCCUUCACGGCGUAGUGUGUUACCAAUUGUUUUCUUGGUGACUAUGGUCCCAGCUGCCUUGAGAUCAUUGACAAGAUCAUCCCGUGUAGUUCUGGGCUGAUUCCUCACCGUUCUCAUGAUCAUUGCAACUCCACAAGGUGAGAUCUUGCAUGGAGCCCCAGGCUGAGGGAGAUUGACAGUUAUUUUGUGUUUCUUCCAUUUGCGAAUAAUCGCACCAACUGUUGUCACCUUCUCACCAAGCUGCUUGGCGAUGGUCUUGUAGCCCAUUCCAGCCUUGUGUAGGUCUAAAAUCUUGUCCCAGACAUCCUUGGAGAGCUCUUUGGUCUUGGCCAUGGUGGAGAGUUUGGAAUCUGAUUGAUUGAUUGCUUCUGUGGACAGGUGUCUUUUAUACAGGUAACGAGCUGAGAUUGGGAGCACACUUAAUCUCAGCUCGUUACCUGUAUAAAAGACACCUGGGAGCCGGGAAAUCUUUCUGAUUGAGAGGGGGUCAAAUACUUAUUUCCCUAAUUAAAAUGCAAAUCAAUUUCUAACAUUUUUGACAUGCGUUUUUCAGUUUUUUGUUGUUGUUAUUCUGUCUCUCACUGUUCAAAUAAACCUACCAUGCAAUUAUAGACUGAUCAUUUCUUUGUCAGUGGGCAAACGUACAAAAUCAGCAGGGGAUCAAAUACUUUUUUUCCUCACUGUAUGUGUGUGUAUAUAUAUAUAUAUAUAUAUAUAUAUAUAUAUAUAUAUAUAUAUAUAUAUAUAUACAUACAUACAUACAGUGGGGAGAACAAGUAUUUGAUACACUGCCGAUUUUGUAGGUUUUCCUACUUACAAAGCAUGUAGAGGUCUGUAAUUUUUAUCAUCGGUACACUUCAACUGUGAGAGACGGAAUCUAAAACAAAAAUCCAGAAAAUCACAUUGUAUGAUUUUUAAGUAAUUAAUUUGCAUUUUAUUGCAUGACAUAAGUAUUUGAUCACCUACCAACCAGUAAGAAUUCCGGCUCUCACAGACCUGUUAGUUUUUCUUUAAGAAGCCCUCCUGUUCUCCACUCAUUACCUGUAUUAACUGCACCUGUUUGAACUCGUUACCUGUAUAAAAGACACCUGUCCACACACUCAAUCAAACAGACUCCGACCUCUCCACAAUGGCCAAGACCAGAGAGCUGUGUAAGGACAUCAGGGAUAAAAUUGUAGACCUGCACAAGGCUGGGAUGGGCUACUGGACAAUAGGCAAGCAGCUUGGUGAGAAGGCAACAACUGUUGGCGCAAUUAUUAGAAAAUGGAAGAAGUUCAAGAUGAUGGUCAAUCAUCCUCGGUCUGGGGCUCCAUGCAAGAUCUCACCACGUGGGGCAUCAAUGAUCAUGAGGAAGGUGAGGGAUCAGCCCAGAACUACACGGCAGGACCUGGUCAAUGACCUGAAGAGAGCUGGGACCACAGUCUCAAAGAAAACCAUUAGUAACACACUACGCCGUCAUGGAUUAAAAUCCUGCAGCGCAUGCAAGGUCCCCCUGCUCAAGCCAGCGCAUGUCCAGGCCUGUCUGAAGUUUGCCAAUGACCAUCUGGAUGAUCCAGAGGAGGAAUGGGAGAAGGUUAUGUGGUGGGAUUAUGAGAUAAAAAUAUAGCUUUUUGGUCUAAACUCCACUCGCCGUGUUUGGAGGAAGAAGAAGGAGGAGUACAACCCCAAGAACACCAUCCCUACCGUGAAGCAUGGAGGUGGAAACAUCAUUCUUUGGGGAUGCUUUUCUGCAAAGGGGACAGGACGACUGCACCGUAUUGAGGGGAGGAUGGAUGGGGCCAUGUAUCGUGAGAUCUUGGCCAACAACCUCCUUCCCUCAGUAAGAGCAUUGAAGAUGGGUCGUGGCUGGGUCUUCCAGCAUGACAACGACCCGAAACACACAGCCAGGGCAACUAAGGAGUGGCUCCGUAAGAAGCAUCUCAAGGUCCUGGAGUGGCCUAGCCAGUCUCCAGACCUGAACCCAAUAGAAAAUCUUUGGAGGGAGCUGAAAGUCCGUAUUGCCCAGCGACAGCCCCGAAACCUGAAGGAACUGGAGAAGGUCUGUAUGGAGGAGUGGGCCAAAAUCCCUGCUGCAGUGUGUGCAAACCUGGUCAAGACCUACAGGAAAUGUAUGAUCUCUGUAAUUGCAAAGAAAGGUUUCUGUACCAAAUAUUAAGUUCUGCUUUUCUGAUGUAUCAAAUACUUAUGUCAUGCAAUAAAAUGCAAAUUAAUUACUUACAAAUCAUACAAUGUGAUUUUCUGGAUUUUUGUUUUAGAUUCCGUCUCUCACAUUUAAGUGUACCUAUGAUAAAAAUGACAGACCUCUACAUGCUUUGUAAGUAGGAAAACCUGCAAAAUCGGCAGUGUAUCAAAUACUCCCCACUGUACAUACACACACACACACACACACACACACACACACAGGACCAGUCAAAAGUUUGGACACACCUACUCAUUCCAGGGUUUUUCUUUUCUUUUUACUAUUUUCUACAUUGUAGAAUAAUAGUGGACAUGUGUGUAUAUGUUGUACGAGAUCUUCAGUUUCUUGGCAAUUUCUCACAUGGAAUAGCCUUCAUUUCUCAGAACAAGAAUAGACUGACGAGUUUCUGGCCAUUUUGAGCCUGUAAUCGAAUCCACGAUUGCUGAUGCUCCAGAUACUCAACUUGUCUCAAGAAGGCCAGUUUUAUUGCUUCUUUAAUCAGCACAACCGUUUUCAGCUGUGCUAACAUAAUUGCAAAAGGGUUUUCUAAUGGUCAAUUAUGCCUUUUCAAAUGAUACACUUGGAUUAGCGAACACAAUGUGCCAUUGGAACACAGGAAUGAUGGUUGCUGAUAAUGGGCCUCUGUACGCCUAUGUAGAUAUGCCAUUAAAAAUCAGCCAUUUCCAGCUACAAUAGCCAUUUCCAACAUCAACAAUGUCUACAUUGUAUUUCUGAUCAAUUUGAUGUUAUUUUAAUGGUCAAAAAAAUUGCUUUUCUUUCAAAAACAAGGACAUUUCUAAGUGACCCCAAACUUUUGAACAGGAGUAUGUAUAUAUGUGUGUAUGUAUAUACAGUUUGAAGUCGAAAGUUAACAUACACUUAGGUUGGAGUCAUUAAAACUCGUUUUUCAACCACUCCACAAAUUUCUUGUUAACAAACUAUCGUUUUGGCAAGUCGGUAAGGACAUCUACUUUAUGCAUGACACAAGUAAGUUUUCCAACAAUUGUUUACAGACAGAUUAUUUCACUUAUAAUUCACUGUAUCACAAUUCCAGUGGGUCAGAGGUUUACAUACACUAAGUUGACUGUGCCUUUUAAACAGCUUGGAAAUUCCAGAAAAUGAUGUCAUGGCUUUAGAAGCUUCUGAUAGGCUAAUUGACAUAAUUUGAGUCCAUUGGAGGUGUACCUGUGGAUUUAUUUCAAGGCCUACCUUCAAACUCAGUGCCUCUUUGCUUGACAUCAUGGUAAAAUAAAAUAAAAUCAGCCAAGUCCUCAGAAAAACAAUUGUAGACCUCCACAAGUCUGGUUCAUCCUUGGGAGCAAUUUCCAAAUGCCUGAAGGUACCACAUUCAUCUGUACAAACAAUAGUACGCAAGUAUAAACACCAUGGGACCAUGCAGCCAUCAUACCCCUCAGGAAGGAGACUCAUUCGGUCUCCUAGAGAUGAAUGUACUUUGGUGCGAAAAGUGCAAAUCAAUCCCAGAACAACAGCAAAGGACCUUGUGAAGAUGCUGGAGGAAACUGGUACAAAAGUAUCUAUAUCCACAGCAAAACGAGUCCUAUAUCGACAUAACCUGAAAGGCCGCUCAGCAAGGAAGAAGCCACUGCUCUAAAACCGCCAUAUAAAAGCCAGACUACGGUUUGGCGUAGUCUGGCUUUUUGGAGAAGUGUCCUCUGGUCUGAUGAAACAAAAAUAGAACUGUUUGGCCAUAAUGACCAUCGCUAUGUUUGGAGGAAAAAGGGGGACCUUGCAAGCCGAAGAACACCAUCCCAACCGUGAAGCACAGGGUUGGCAGCAUCAUGCUGUGGGGGUGCUUUGCUGCAGGAGGGACUGGUGCACUUCACAAAAUAGAUGGCAUCAUGAGGAAGGGAAAACUAUGUGGAUAUAUUGAAGCAACAUCUCAAGACAUCAGUCAGGAAGUUAAAGCUUGGUUGCAAAUGGGUCUUCCAAAUGGACCAUAACCCCAAGCAUACUUCCAAAGUUGUGGCAAAAUGGCUUAAGGACAACAAAGUCAAGGUAUUGGAGUGGCCAUCACAAAGCCCUGACCUCAAUCCUAUAGAACAUUUGUGGGCUCAACUGAAAAAGCGUGUGCGAGCAAGGAGGCCUACAAACCUGACUCAGUUACACCAGCUCUGUCAGGAGGAAUGGGCCAAAAUUCACCCACCUUAUUGUGGGAAGCUUGUGGAAGGCUACCCGACACGUUUGACCCAAGUUAAACAAUUUAAAGGCAAUGCUACCAAAUACUAAUUGAGUGUAUGUAAACUUCUGACCCACUGGGAAUGUGAUGAAAGAAAUAAAAGCUGAAAUAAAUCAUUCUCUCUACUAUUAUUCUGACAUUUCACAUUCUUAAAAUAAAGUCGUGAUCCUAACUGCCCUAAGACAGGGAAUUUUUACUAGGAUUAAAUGUCAGGAAUUGUGAAAAGCUGAGUUUAAAUGUAUUUGGCUAAGGUGUAUGUAAACUUCCGACUUCAACUGUAUAUGUAUAUAUGGUCCAUUGGAACAAUGUCAGCAUUAAAGAACUUCUUAACAACAAACAAAUUACUACAACUUACCCAAGCUGCUACUACUACCUGUACUUGUAUAUGAUCAAUAAAUGACAAUGCGUGUUGUAUAUAAAUUAUCCUCCUAAAUAUGUCCAAACUAACUUUAUUGGUGUGUGUUGACAGGCAGCAGCAGAAGCAGAGGAUCCCACUGCCUCCACCCCUAAGAUGGUAUCUGGUGUGGCUGCCGUGGCACCAGACUCUGAGCCUGAAGAGGCCAAAGACACUGAGCCGGAGGAGACUGUGAGUCACUCCACUCUACUGAUGAUGCCAUAAUCACAAGACAGAAAUCUUAGCUGUUACUAAGGAUUCUACAUUACAGACCACUACAACAGGAUACUGUAUUUUUGACAGAUCUUGUCUGAGCACUUCCCCAUUGGACAUUUUCACUCCCUCUUUCUGAAUCGACUGACCUUCACUUCAUCCCCUGCUUGUUUCCCUCUUAGAAGUCCUCCAAGCACAAGAAGAAGAAGAAGCAGAAAAAGGAGGAGAAGAAAAAGAAGCACCAUCAUCAUCAUAAUCAUAGCGAUGGGGCCGGAGACGAGUCUGUGCAGAACGGCACUGUGGAGGAGGAGGAGCCUCUGCCGGUCAGUAACCAAUCACCUUUCACGCUGUCAAUUCUCUGACCAAUCCCUGUCCAUUAUGUAAAAUCCCUGUCCACUGGAUGUUUAAUUCAUAGAUAAGCUCUCGUUUUCAUUGUAUGGUUUUGGUCUGUUGACACAUCCCCACCUUCACCCUUUGAUUGGCACAGUCAAGUGUGCAUUGUGUAUACGCUGGCUGUCUCAAAUAGCAUAUACAUAAUCCACACGUCGGUCUGGUUGCCUUGUUUGCAUAUUGAGUGACGGGCAAUAACUGACCAGACGCUUCUCUUGUUACAGCCCAUGUCCAAUUACGCCCUGCUGGCUGAGAACUCCUACAUCAAGAUGGUGAGCGUGAUUGAGAGAGAAGCUUGGCUGAACUAAAUAAAAAUACUAUUGUAUAUUAUAUGUGGAUGGCUGAUGAUAUGGGAACUGGGAAGGGUCAUUUUAACAUAAAAUAUAAAUACUAUAUGUGGACCUCCUUUUCUCUCUUUCAAGAUGAAGCAGGAUGCUGAUAAGGUAUUGGCUGAGGUUCUGUGAACUGCAGGCUAUGGGUUUUACAGGAUAAUAUUAUAUAUGUGCUGUAUGGUUGUGACUUAGACUGUGCCCCCUGGCUUAAUUACCCUGUGAUAACCAAGCUGUUAUGCAGAGACAUGCAUAUAUUGGAAAACGUGUUAUUCAGAACACCGUAAGCCAGGGGCAUCCUCUUGUGUUUGACGUUAUGGUUCUUUACUAUCCUAUUAGUGCUUCCAGAUUGCUUAUGAAAAAUCACAUGGGAUUCAUGUUGGGAUUGGAAUGGUUGAAUCGAUUUGCUGGUUUGCUGUGGUUUUGCAUGCAAGUCAAUCUGCCGGGCUCCUUGUGUGAAGACUGCUGGCUACGGAGUGGAUCGACCUCUGCUUUAUCUCUCCCUUCAUCCCUCUCCUCCAGGUGUGUGACAUCCAGGGGAACCUGCAGGACGGUAGCCAGGUGGUGGUCUCUAUCAUCUUUGAGAAUAAGUGCGACAGCUUUAUCAAGUCAAUGGAGUUCAAUGUGCUGGACUCUCUCAACUCCAAGCUGCAGCGGCCUGAUGGAGCUGGCCCACAUGACGGCCUCAACGUGCCCUUCCAACUACCCCCCGGUGAGGAGAGAGCGGGAUGGAGACUAUUAUUGAGAACUACAUUCACUUCCAAAUAUUAAAAUUCCUGUUUUACAUCCAGACUAAUCUGUUUGAUCUCCUCUUGUUCCUCAGGGAUCUCAAACGAGGCACGCUUCAUCUUCUCAGUGCAGAGCAUCGUGAUGCCCCAGAAACUGAAAGGAACCCUCACAUUCAUAGUCAAGGUGAGUUAGUCUAGCCCACGCUUUGUGGUGGGCUAGACAUCGCCCCCACUAGCCCUCUUUGUGAGUCUGUCUGCGACUUUGUCUCUGGAUACAGUCUCUUUUACUGCUCAAGGUUUGGCUGACUUAUUUCUCAUCCGUAAAAGCGUAUUAUUAAUCUUCUGCUGUUAUAAUGUUCUCUCACAGACUGAUGAUUCCUCCACUCAUGAGAAACUGGACUUUAAACUGCACUUUACCUGCACCUCAUACCUGAUCACCACUCCCUGCUACAGGUCAGUGCAACUAGCUGCCCUCAAAGAACCUCAUUCUGCUGUUCAAUAAUAAUGAAUGUUACCUAACUGUAUAUUUGGAGCGAUUGGCUUAGUGUGUUGUGCCCUGAUCUGAACUCAUGAUUAAACUGCUAUGUGAUGUGUAGUAAAUGUGAUUGCUGCUGUUGUUGUUUGCAGUGAUGCUUAUUCUAAGCUGUUGGAGUCAGGGGACCUGAAGGGGAGCUCUCUGAAGCUGGAGGGAGUUAAUCAGCCCUUCCACCAUCUACUGGCCAGGAUCUGCUUCCACCACCACUUCUCUGGUGGGUACACUGGGACUGGAGGAAACCGGUGGAAGGCAAAAGGGAGAGAGAGAGGGUGGGGGAUAGGAUAGGAUAGGGACUGGGAUACAGGGGAAAGGUUGAGGCAUGGGAGAGGUAUUCAGGGGAGAAUGGACCCAACCAUUUUUGGGGGUGUUUUUUCUAGUUUGCCUCGUGCACAAAUAUAUCUCUUUGAGUAAACAUGUCCACUUUAAGAGGAUAAUGUGGUAGAUAAAGACCUUCGAUGUUGAGAUUGCAUCUGUUCACAGAUUAGUGUCAGUAAUUCAAAGUGUUUGCAAAUGGACUGAAUGGUAUAACAAGCUUAUGGUUGUGUUCUUGUCUCUUUACCAGUUGUGGAGAGGAUCGAUUCCUGUGCCUCUAUGUACAGCAGGUCAGUCCAGGGUCACCACGUGUGUCUGCUCGUCAAAACUGUGAGUAGCUCUACUCCUCAGUCACGUGUCCAGAGAUCCACAUGUUCAGACAACUCAAAUGAGAUAGAAGGCUGUGAGUCAUCAUUGUAACCUUUGCCCUCUGUCUGUCUGUGUCCCUGUCCGUCUCAGGCUGAUCAGACCGUGUCCAUCGACGCUAAAUGUGACGAGCCGGGCCUGCUUGGGAAUGUGCUGGAUGAGAUCAAGCUCACCUUCUCUCAGUGCUGAUUGUGUCUGACAGCCACUUGGUGCCCCCCUACCCCCUGUUCAACCCCUCGCUCGCUGAAACACACACUUGUAUAAUCCCAUUACAAACACUGCGGCUGGCACUCCUAGUUUCACCCUAUUUAUUAAUCGUCAGAUUCACAACUCUCCUUCUUUCACUUCCCCACUCCCCCAUUCACUGAUUUUCUCUAUGCACACUCCCUCAGUGCACUUAUAGUUCCACUUCCUCGUUUCAAAUCUCUUUUCCUCUUCCAGCCUCUCCACUGUCAGAAUGCUGGUUUCCCCUGCUCCCCCCUCCCUCCCUCUGACUGAACCUGUACCAAUUCUCUCUCUCACUCUCACUCACUCAUCUGCAUUACAGUCUGUGACGGUCAUGUAAUGUAAUCUGACAACUAGACUUUUUUUGUUGUUGGUUGAAUUGUGUUUUUACUUUUUCAAGUUGUUUCUUUGUUUGUUGCUGUUUUUGUUGAUUUCUGAUGUCCGUCUGCCCCCCCCCCCCCCCCCCCGCAUUAAACAUCAGUGUGUUACUACUACUCUCUAUAGUCCUUGUAGAAUGCGUGACUCCCUCUGACUGGCCCUAGUUGGAAACAUCAUGUAAACUCCUCCCUCCAUCCUGACCUGACCUCCUGAGACCCACCUCCAACCUCCCCCUGGUGUCCAUGCUCCAGCUGUGCUAAGCUUCAGUUUGAACCGUGUCGCUGUAACAUAUCAAUCCCUGUAAGAAUUUAAAAUGCCUGAGCUGGAAAGUUACACUAAGAGUGAAUUGGAAUCAGCUCAAAGUGUAGCCAUACUGGAAAAUAAUGUUUCUGCAUCUGUCUUGCUCUCAGUCUCCUAUUCUAGACAUGGGUAGAAUGGUAUCUUUUUACAAUUGUCUGAUUUAUCGCUUUGCUUAUGCUGUAACGGUUGAAGGAUAUUUUACUGCUCAUCUGCUGUGCUGAUCUAGACCUCUCUUUCUUGCCUCAGGCAUGUCUACCACAGUAUAUGUAGUGAGUGACCGAAUAAUAUAGAACCUCUCAUUGCUCUGCCUCGAUUUCUCUUUAUUCACUUGUGACCAAUUAAGUGAAGGCUAGCUAUCACAUAUUGCAGCUAGAGCCUCUCACGUAGCUUUGCUAUAAUAGCAGGCUUCGCAUAUCAAUUUGUUGUAGGUCUCCCAGAUGUGUUGAUAUACUUAGUUUGGGAUCACCUAUGGGAAUGGAAGGCUAUUGUAGUUGUCAUACAGGCACAUUUUAUUCUAGGUAGAUCAAUGGUACUUGGUUUCAUAUUUUAUUUUCAAUCAGUAUUAGUCAAGGUGGCUUCUUGUUUGCUACUCCCUCCUGUCUUGAGAAAGCAAAACAUUCAGUCAGUCUUUCAAAUCAUCCAAACCUCUUGCGCCUCUGCCACUUUUACUCUUACAAUACAUCAUAUAUGUCACUGAUAUACAGUCAUAAACCGAUCUUACUCCAGUGUUAUAUUCUCUCAGAACUGCCUUGCCACAUCCUGUGCAUUGACAAUAUGACGAACAUUAAUGUUCAUCAUUUCAAAUGGCUUCUUCCUUUCAUGACUUGCUCAGAGGUUAUAAGUUUGCUGUGUAGUUACUCUCAACAUGUCUCACUGCCUGGUCCAGCACGACGUAGUAGCAACUGAUCCCAUCGUUUUUUGUUUGUAUCCCGACUAACCCUCAUUCAUGUCUUGCAAGCGUAGAUGAUGUUGGUCUCCUGUUGGACAAUGGGUCUCCUGUCCCUUGUUGGUCUCCUGUUGGACAAUGGGUCUUCUGUCCC
This is a messenger RNA of Coregonus sp. 'balchen', 34570 nucleotides long. The record is from the annotation of a GenBank genome assembly. Lineage: Eukaryota; Metazoa; Chordata; Actinopteri; Salmoniformes; Salmonidae.